AUGGCCAUUCCCAUCAUUGUCGCACAAGUAAAGGAGGUCCUCUCGGGGACGUACAGCUCGACGGCGUUCAUCGAUACCUCAAGCAGUAUCUGUCAGUCUCUUUUGCAAGACGCUGUCGCUGCCUCAAACGCAAUCCCAUUAAGUGAUAGGCUUGAUGUACUAAUCUCGUCUGGGCUGGUCGCCCUCUUGUUGGAUCUUUUCAGAAUAGAUUUAAAGCCCAUUAACGAGACGACGGUUCGGUUCAAAUGUCUCGCUCUAGGAACCAUGACACAGCUCCUUAAGGGUAUUUCCAGUGGGGAAAGCACCUCCUAUGUUAGGGUCCAGACAUGUCUUUUGAAGAGCUUUGUGGCUCUCGGUGGCAUGGAGGAGCUUGCAAAGGCCAUGUCUGAGCCGCGGGCAGGCAGUACCCAGCUGACAAACUACGCAGUUCAGUUCCUACGGCACUUUGUUCAGGUCCGCUUUGGGAUUGUUUGCCUAUUCAGAGAGACGUAUGAAUCGGCUUCUCUCCUCACGACGUAUUUGCAUACAUGCACCGGUAACCCUGACGCACUGAACGAGAUGUUAGAGAUUUUGGCUCUCUAUACAACGACUAGCUUUUCAACAGACGAGUUCUUGCUCUUUCUUUCGACGCAGGUGCCUGACUUUUUGUUUGAAAGAGUCUUGUCUCCUCCUGCACAGUGUCCUGUUUCCAGCUCUGCUAGCACACGUUUAGCAACCUUGGGAUUGCUCAGUGAUUUAUUGGAGCGGCUCCAUACCUUCAAGCAAUCCAUUGCAAAGGCGAUUCUCGAUAGCGGCGAACAAGUAGAUAAGGCGCUGGCCCAAUACAACGCUCUUCUUCGACACCAGGACAAGAUAUUUACCCGACUAGUUAUGGACGACUACCUUGUGACGAACCUGUUGGGUGGCAGAGACACCAAAGCGUUUUUGUCUGCUGCAUCCACACGGUCUCCAUUCAGUCUACACCUAUCUGCGGACACUUCGCGUACAAUGGCUGGCGACAGCUCCAUCAUCUACCAACCAGAUGUUAUAACGGUCAGGCUGCUUAGCAUAUUCUUCCUGCACUGCGGAGAGAGGCGGAUAGAAGCAUAUACGCGGGUGCCAUUCUCCAUUUUGGAGAGCCAUGGCCCUCUCGAAAACCGUCUACCACUUUUCUCGGUUCAGGAAGAGCAGGCGAUCGUAGAUUACCUCUCCGUUAUUUACAGUGUUCGAAUGUUUCGGUCUUUAGCCUCGUUCUUCUAUUCCUAUCUGGACACGAAGACUGCAGGCUUGGAAUCUUGCAGCAGUAUGCCCAUGAAUGAUUAUAAUGAAAUAGUAGGCGCAUACUUGCGCAUUAUACUCUUGUUUUUAGUGUAUUCCCCCUCGUUCUUUAGGCAGACACUGAUCGAUGCAGCGCUUCUGGAGUACAAUGCUCUGCAGUUUGAGGCAUCUAACACACAGACCAUGAAGCUGUCCUCCAGCUCCGGGCUGCCAGGAAGACGCAAGACGCUUAUGGCCACAUUCUUUAUUCCCCUGGUGCAGAACAUAAUAACACCAGUUACAUAUUUCCCGACCAUUCCCGUCUACGCGGCAGCAACGUUUGGCAUAUUCUGCAUUGCCGUUGGAAACACUCUAGACUAUUCCAACUUUCAAUCACUACUUCAGAUUGUUGCAGAGUACGUUUCUUCUGAUGCUGCUCCAUUGGAAGAGGUUAUCUUAACAAAGCUGACCAAUUGUUUCAUGUCCAAUUCACUAGAUUUUCUCCGGGACGUGUAUAUUUUCAUCGACAUCAAGCCCAGCUUUUCAGGGACCCUGUCGGAGGGCACUUCUACGGUUCCGCGACCAAUUUCCAGCGACAUCAUCUUGCUUAGUUCUGGCUAUAAUGCUAUGUCCACUGCUCUCUAUGCAGCACAGUGUGCACACGAAGAUCCGGUGACGAGUCUCGGGCAUUCCGCAUCAUUCAAGACGAAAGCUGCCGCCUCAAGUUCCUUGGCCCAAAGCCAGCGCACUUCACGCAUGAACGCCAACCUUCUGGCCCUGUACUCAAGCAGUGCAUCGCUAAAGCUGUUCUCUACUGACAAGGAGCUAAGCUUAGUAAGCGCAUGCACGUACCUCACGUUUCUCGAUUGCCUAGUCAGCCUUUUUGAAGUUACUGACCAGUAUUCGGAAGAUAGUCAUUACAAACUAAUGCAAGAGUAUGAGACAUACGUCGCGCCCAACACAAUCUAUUCUCUGUAUCGUCGUCAAGACGUCCUGCUUCUUUUGCAGUCUAUCAAUUCGCCAAACGUGACUCUUCUCUGCCGCAAUACACGGGAGUUUCUGAUUACCCAUGUCGUGUUAUUGCUUCACGAUAUACGGUCUAAUGAGCCUCUUAACGCGAGUACUGUUACAGACGCAAUUUCUCGUUACAUAAUCGAUUUGUCCGAAGCCCUUGACUUAGAGCUGAUGGCGUCGGCGAGUAGGGGGCAGACGGACUUUACGUCUCUCUGUGCCAUGGACAAGCUGACUUUUUGUCGCGCUCUUCUUAUUAUCCUUUGUAAUCCCUAUAUCCUCUUGGCUACCGGGGACAAUAAUACUCUAUCUAAGGUAUUCCAUAAGAUUGACCAGUGCGACAGCACAUUAAGGAUCACCAUUGACGACACCAUCCAACAACUAAACUCGCUUCUAGCCCACGAGAUUCUCGUCAAGUCCGUUCAUUCCUUCUGCGACUUCUAUGUGACUAAUCAAACAACUAAGCUGGUGGACCUUCCCCACAAUCUGCUCGUAAAUGUUGCCAACGAUGUCAGACGAUUGCGUGAAAUAGACAACUUAAAGAGAGUGCACGGCACACAGGCCACAGACACAGGCCUUCUGAAAACAACAGGCUCCUUUGCACAGCAUUUUGACCCGAUGAUUGGAACCGGUUUGGUGCCACUAGAAAUAAACUUUGCAUCUCUCAUGAUGCAACUGUGUGAUUGUUAUGGGAGUAGCCUGGUCACGAUUGCAUCUCAGAACGCUUCUCUCGCCGGAACACAGAAGCGAGGAACAGACUUAUUGAGGUACGCCUUGAUUAUCGCCAGAUCUCUGGACUCUGACCUCACGUAUGCAAACUCCAAAAGUGAGACGUGCACCUCACAAUCUUAUAGUAUCCUGUCGACCUCUACCUCUCUGGCACAGGUAUCUAGAUUGCAUUCGAAUAAGAUCAAAUGCAAGCUUAUUUCUCAUAUGCUGCAGGCUGACAAGCUUUCUGACGGAGUUGGCAUGGUAUUUAUGGGGAAAAGAGAUACCCUUUCUUACAAGGGAUUUGGCAUCAAUGCUGCUUACUGCUUACGUUACGCACACAACACUUGCGAAAAAACCGCUAUGCAACAAGUGCAGAUGGCGCAUACCAAAAACCCAACUGUUUUCAUGGUCUCCUCCAAGUUUUCACAAAUACAGACCCUCAAGGCCGACUUUGGCAUCUCCCUUCCUAACUUCAGGCUUCAGCUCGCCGACCUACUAGACAUAACGGCUUGGAUCCUGGAGGUGAUUAGGUGCGAUUACAACGUCCGUGUGCCGGAGAUUCUUUACUCCCCUGACCUUACGGAAACAGGAGCAAUUCCGUUUUCUUCUGCAUUUGUUGCCGAGCUGUUUCCGUCAUACAUGAACAACACCUUAGAAUUAGCUAUUCAAGCCACCCUAAAAGCGCGGGAAGACAACGACAGAACGCUUCGUUUUAUCGACAAUACAAAGGAUGACAGUGACAGCAUCCUCCACAUCAUUCACCGCAAAGUGGCAAUAAAGAUCUGUGAGUCAGUACUUGAGAGUCUUUACGAGCUACGCCUCAUGUUCUUCGGCCUCCUUGGCUCCAAAAUACUAUUCAAUCCAGAGACAUCGACAUUUGAUACAGACUACGAGCGGUUUCCGGAGCAAAACGGAUACAUUGGGGUGUACACCAAAGACACCGAAGGGGAGCAGGCCGUUUCUGCGAUUCCGUACAAAGGGAAGCUUACUGCAUACUACUUCUCAGAAACAAAUGCAGAAGUCUCCCGUAUGUCCUCUGUUGCCCUUGUGGCACUGAUGCUUACACUUAUGCAGCCGCGACGAGGUACCGGUGUGCUUGCAGAGACGUCACUAACCAGUUUCAAUUCUUGUUCCUCGCCAGUACAGCAUCCAUCGCCAGGCUCGGUAACAGAGCAAGAUCACGAAAUUAACAUGGAGGCAAUCAACCUGUCUCCGUUGCAAACAGUUGCAUUCACUGAGAUGCUGCAGGAAUCACUUAGGUAUGGAUUCGUCAUGGACAAUAAUCUUAGAUAUCUACAAGUUAACGUCAAAUUCGAAAACAUUAUCCUCGGAAAUGCAGAAAGCAACCUGUCAAUCAACGCAUAUAUUCCGAGAGUUAGGGCUUUUCUUAGGAAGUACGGCAAUUACAGCUUCGCAGUACCCACUGUAACAGGCACUGAGCAGGGAGUUACUGUUCGAUCCUCACUUGUGGAUGAUGUUUUCACUGCAGGGAAGUUCUCUGACACAUAUGUGUCCACUAAAGUUAAAGGCAACAUUGGCGUUGAUAAUCCCGAUCAUUAUAGACACUCAAGCAAGAUACUAAAAGCAUUGCAUGAAGAGAACGAGAAUCAAAGUCGGUUUUCUGAGACUAGUGGUGAGACAAGCAGCCAGUUCGGGAGGAUUACAGAAAAACACAGCCCCUCUCUUAUUACAUCGCACCAGCAGGUUCCUAGUCGGCUGAUCUCUACGCUAUUGAAUGUCCCAAAAUCAGAAUCCAACGCAUCUACCUACGAAACAGCAGAGGAUGAAUUUUUCACCAGACAACCGCACGCUUUAAGUGUGCAUGACGUCAAGGCUGGAAUCCAAGACCAGCACGAGGACGAUGCCUUUAAGCUGGAUGAUAUUAUUAAUACCAAUGUCAUUUCUAACCGUGGACCACACCCAGAAAUCUCUGCAGAACCGCAUGAUUCUUCGUCCUGUACCUCUGAGGUUGGCUCAACUCCAGUUCCGUGUGCAACGCCAAAUGCCGUAGUUGAAGAAGCAACCGUUGAGGACGCGAAAGCACACUUAUCAGAUAGAAGAUCUCACCGAGCCUCAUCGAUUUCAGGCCCGGGAGGCAUUCCCAAAUCUAUCGCAACAAUCAAGAAACAUGCCCUUCCUCCACCCCCACCAGCUGCAAAGAGUCCGUCGUCAAAGCGAUCAACGUUUAUUGAGUGCAUUUCGGCCAGCCUGGCAGAAAGGCAGGCUCCGAAUACUAGCGUUACACCAGAACUGUCGUCAUAUAAAGAUAAUUUGUCCGCUUCUUCCGCAUCUGAAGGGUCUGAGACCCCGGUGAUUAUUCAGAUAUCCAAGAGCAGCCAUGAGCUCGGUAAGCUUGAUACACUGAAUAAGGAUGUGAGCCACAUUGAAGGCUCUUCCGACGUCAGGGUCUCAGAGAACAUCACGCGUCCCAUAGAGUUCGGUUCUGCAAUGUCUGGCGUUGACACUAACACGUUAGUAGCCCUCAUGGACAGCCUGAGCUUAGAUGUCAAGCAGGUGAUCGAAAAGCACCAUGCCAGCAAAGAAUCGUCCCCCGUUAUGAGAGGAGAGCAUGAAGAGCGUCUCGAAAAAGAAAUCACCCCGGUGCCGUGUGCACUCUCCAAUGAGACGCUAGACAGCAUCAUAACGUCCCUGAAGGACAUUCCUAAGUUGGGGCCUCCGCCUUUGUUUACCUAA
Messenger RNA from Giardia duodenalis, 5652 nucleotides. RefSeq lists its product as uncharacterized. The coding region runs from base 1 to 5652 and encodes 1883 amino acids. The transcript has a single exon. Lineage: Eukaryota; Fornicata; Diplomonadida; Hexamitidae. The record is from RefSeq and is a predicted model, not a curated record.